AUGCCGUCAACAAGGGCAGCCCGGACUCGUCGCUCAAAGCCUACAUACGACGAAGGCCACGUAUAUGAUCGCUCAAUGCAAGAGUCUUCACUUUGCCUACACGUUCCACGGUCAAAUGUCGAAAGGUCGAUCCGCGCUGACGCAGAAAGGACACCCUCUGGGACUCCAAUACUACUUCCUCCCAUCGAAAUAUCAACUUCAAGAAACACCAGCUUACAUAUCACAACGAGAAAGAAAACUUUCGGAGAAGUGCAAGUCUCUAGGGAAACCAAUCCCAGGUACUCGAGAAAAAUCCGUAAGGCAAGAGAUACCGCGAUCCCUUAUCCGAAGAAUGAAAGUCAGGAUAGUAAAACCUUGCGAUGUCGUGCAUCAGAGCAACCAGUGAUUGACCGAGGAUGUUUACGAGAAACCGUCGAAAUGGAGGACGAAAAAUUGCAGGCUUCAACCGUGGAGUUCGUCCAAUACCUAAGUUCGGAUAACACGAAGGAACUGUCUAUUGCUCAAGCACGAAUUGACGAAUACCUGCAUCAGCUGACGGAAGAGCGCAAAUUCAUGUUGGCAGAACUGAGCAGGGUGAAGGACACUGUCAUGGAGCUCGGGCUUGAGUUGGGAGAAGUCAGACGAUAUCUCAGUUGCAUGCCUCCUAGGUACCGGCGACGUGACGAUCCACGAGGGAAGCCGUUUAAGGACUGGAGGCGCGAUCCUUCCACGAAGGAGCAUCUACCAGGGCGAAUCGACACCGAACUCGCAAAUCAAUGGGCGGAAGAACUGAACAGAGCUACCGUUCCAAUUAAACUGGAGAGUGGGACUCCUGCCUUUCGUUGCGCGGAAGGUAGCAGAUACGAAAACGGCGAGGUUGUACGGAUUUUCAAGGACGAAUAUCUACCAGAUCCCCCAGUGUGGGAUGAUGAUCAUACGACCGUCAGAGCGGAAGAGCCGAGAUUAGGAAUAAAACGAGUACAUGAGGAAGACACGGACGAAACUGACGAAAACGUGCCGCCGACGAAACGUCAACGACUACGAGAAACUUCGAAACCGGUAGUCAUGCUCGGAUAUGACAGAUGGGCCGCAUCUGCAAGUACACGUCGCUCAGAGCGCCAGCGACACUUAACGAUCGAGACUCGAGAGUACCAAUGA
Molecule: messenger RNA, 1137 nt
Organism: Fomitiporia mediterranea MF3/22
Lineage: Eukaryota; Fungi; Basidiomycota; Agaricomycetes; Hymenochaetales; Hymenochaetaceae
Exons: 4
Coding region: 1-1137 (378 amino acids)
Source: RefSeq, a predicted model, not a curated record